Messenger RNA from Manacus vitellinus (golden-collared manakin), 1440 nucleotides. RefSeq names its product basement membrane-specific heparan sulfate proteoglycan core protein. Gene Ontology annotation, biological process: cell-cell adhesion. The coding region runs from base 1 to 1440 and encodes 479 amino acids. Gene Ontology annotation, cellular component: cell-cell junction. Gene Ontology annotation, molecular function: cell adhesion molecule binding. NCBI's taxonomy places the organism in Eukaryota, Metazoa, Chordata, Aves, Passeriformes, Pipridae. The record is from RefSeq and is a predicted model, not a curated record. The transcript is spliced from 10 exons.
AUGGCUCACGUGCCCCCCGUGGUCACUGGUGUCACCAGUGUCACCCUCCUGUCUUGGUCCCCAGCCCCAGGCAACACCACCCCCCUGCACAUCGACUCCCCGUCCUCCGCCGUGGUCGAGGGACAGACCCUGGACCUCAACUGUGUCAUCGCCAGUGGCCCUGCCCAGGCCACUGUCACCUGGUACAAGCGCGGGGGGACCCUCCCGGCCAAGCACCAGGUGUCUGGCUCCCGGCUGAGGCUGCUGCAGGUGACGGCGGCCGACUCGGGCGAGUACGUGUGCCGGGUGACCAGCGGGGCCACCACCAGGGAGACCUCCAUCAUGGUGACCAUCCAGCCCAGCGGGGCCAGUGCCUACCCCCCGGGCAGCACGACCCCCCUGCGCAUCGAGUCGUCAUCCCUGUCAUCCCCCGUGACCGAGGGACAGACCCUGGACCUCAACUGUGUCAUCGCCAGCCCCGCCCAGGCCACUGUCACCUGGUACAAGCGCGGGGGGACCCUCCCAGCCAAGCACCAGGUGUCUGGCUCCCGGCUGCGGCUGCUGCAGGUGACGGCGGCCGACUCGGGCGAGUACGUGUGCCGGGUGACCAGCGGGGCCACCACCAAGGAGAUCUCCAUCAUGGUGACCAUCCAGCCCAGCGGGGCCAGCGCCUACCCUGCUGGUGUCACCCCCCCUGUGCGCAUCGAGUCCUCGUCCUCCUCCGUGGCCGAGGGACAGACCCUGGACCUCAACUGCAUCGUGGCUGGGCAGGGACAGGCCACUGUCACCUGGUACAAACGUGGGGGGUCCCUCCCAGCCAAGCACCAGGUGUCGGGCACCCGCCUGCGCAUCCCGCAGGUGACAGCGGCCGACUCGGGGGAGUACGUGUGCCGGGUGACAUCGGGCACUGCCACACAUGAGACAUCCCUCAUCGUCACCAUCCAGACUGGCGCCGGCUCCUCUUACGGCGUCGGUGUCACGCCGCCGGUGAGGAUCGAGACUUCGUCUGCUGCCGUCACUGAGGGACAGACCCUGGACCUCAACUGCAUGGUGGCAGGACAGGGUCACCCCCAUGUCACCUGGUACCGGCGCGGGGGGGCUCUGCCCCCCAACAGCCAGGUGUCGGGGACCCGCCUACGCCUCUCCCAGGUGGCGGUGGCCGAUUCGGGGGAGUACGUGUGCCGGGUGACCCUGGGCAGCGUUCAAAAGGAGGCGUGCUUGUCAUUGUCACGUGCCCAGGCCAGCGCUGGCACCCUACUUACGGCCGUGAGUGCCUCUGGUGUCUCCCAACCCCUCCACAUCGAGUCCUUGUCCUCGGCCAUCGCCGAGGGACAGACCCUGGACCUCAACUGCGUGGUGGCCGGGUCCGGCCCCACCACCGUGACGUGGUACAAGCGCGGGGGGUCUCUGCCCGCCGGCCACCAGGUGUCGGGCAGCCGCCUGCGCAUCCCCCACAGGUGA